Penicillium cataractarum is the source of this 2382-nucleotide messenger RNA. RefSeq lists its product as uncharacterized. The transcript has 2 exons. The coding region runs from base 1 to 2382 and encodes 793 amino acids. Lineage: Eukaryota; Fungi; Ascomycota; Eurotiomycetes; Eurotiales; Aspergillaceae. The record is from RefSeq and is a predicted model, not a curated record.
AUGGACUCGACAAAUGAUGAUAGCAUCGAGCUCCUUCCCACGAAAACACCCUCAGCCAAGGUCAACAAACGCACGACCUGGGAUUCUACAAAGAGUUGGUACUCUCGAAUCGUUCUCCGAUCGGGCUCGCGGUAUAUUCCAUUGGAGCUCCAGCCACCCUCUGACUCCAAAUUCUUCCAUGGGUGGAGAUUGGGUGCUCUAGUCUCGGGGAUUUUUGUCACGAUAUGCCUAUGUCUUAACAUCGCGGCCACUGCUUACAUUCGAACCAAGUAUCCGCCUGAUGAGGAUGGGCUAGGCGUUAUUCUCGGUCAUGACUGCGGUAAGAUCCGCAGCAUUGACAGCCGCUUUCACUAUGCGAUCAAUGUUAUUGCGACCGUCCUCGUCAGCGCAAGCAAUUACAACAUGCAAUGUCUCACAGCGCCAACGCGCAGAGAAAUCGACUCUGCUCAUGGACGGAGAAGGUGGCUUGAUAUUGGAAUUCAUUCAAUGCGAAACUUGUCGCAUAUCAAGCGACCCAAAGCGGUAUUCUGGCUGGUGCUUGCGCUGAGCUCAUUGCCGCUUCACCUUUUGUGGAACUCGGCAGUUUUUAUGACUACCACAUUCAACGACUACAGCGGCCUGGUAGUCACGCCGGGAUUCCUGGAAGAAAGUGCUUCGAUUGGCCUCGACUGUGGAAGCGAUGCGAUGGCGCAAUACAAGACUUCGGACCAGCCGAGCUACGUAACUUGCUGGCUGCGCAAUCUGGCCCUAGAAACGCCCAGAAACAUGACCCAGAUGGAGCCCAAAGAUUGCAUGUCCACGUAUGGAAGUGGGCUGGAGGGAGGGACUUUCAAUCUCCUUGCUGUCACCAAGAAUGGCAGCAACCCCAAGCAAUCGGAUACGUUUCCACCACCGCACAAUGCCACACUGCCCGUGCUUGCUUAUUUCCAUCCCCUAGACUAUCCACAGACGGUGCAGGAUUGGUGCUCAAAUAAAUGUGGGCAUUGGAGCCAUAACGACACCAGUCAAAAAUAUUGCUGGGAUGCAAAUUGGAACCAAUCAUCUACGCUAUUUUCUUGUAUAGAACAUAUGGUGAACGGGACAGGUUGGCAACCAGACCCGAUUCCACAAGUCACAUAUUGGAUGUGUGAUCUAGACUCGAUAUUUUACGACCAAUGCAGCAGCUCAGCAGCUCAGAAAAACUCCAGCAACUGGGCCAUCCUACCAGAAUCCUAUGAGAUCGACUAUUGUUUGACAACGAAUGCAGAGCACGAAUGUCAGCUGAAGUACAGUCCAAUGAUCUUGUACAUUGCUAUCGUCUGCAAUGCGGUAAAGUUUGCGUCAAUCUUGGGAUGCCUUCUCAUGUCUCGAGAGCCAAUAUUCGCAACUAUUGGCGAUGCCGUGGAUUCCUUCCUUCGACGCCCAGACCCAGCGUCAAAAGGCCGGUGUCUGAUGUCAAAGUUAGAUGACACGAUUUUUCCUGGUGUCGAUGAGACUGGCGAGUACAUUCCGUUGGAUUCUUGUCCCCCGCAGCCUUGGGUUGAGGGUGGAAUUUGGUUUGGAAGACAUGGGACAGUUCGACGAUGGGCAGGUUGCAUAUUCUUAUGGCUAGCAUGUGUUAUCGUUGGAGUCGUCUUCAUGAUGAAAGGAGUCAACCUUGUUGGCAUAAAGAACGCCUUCACCUUGGGAUUCGGGGCUCUUAGUCUCAACGCCAUCGUCGCGAAAUCCGGUUAUGAGGGUGGUACCUCUAGAUCGAUUCUCACCACUUCUUUGAUUGCCAAUCUUCCCCAACUUCUUCUCUCAGGACUAUACUUCAUGUACAAUGCGGUCCUCACCAGCAUGACUGCUACCCACGAAUGGAGCAUGUUUGCCCACAAAAGGACCACUCUCCGAGUCACUCUGCCACUAGGCGCGCAACGGGAGACGUAUUGGCUCGGACUUCCCUGGCGAUAUUCUCUACCCUUUUUGGCAUGCAGUACUGUGUUUCACUGGUUGAUAUCACAGUCUAUCUUUCUAAUCAACGUCACAAUCUACCAGCCAAACACCGAGGUCCUAACGGAACCAACCGCUCAGUUCCCUGGAGUGAGCAAUACGGGCAUGACGACAGCCUGUGGAUAUAGUCCACUUGCCAUUGCGUGUGCGCUUGGGGUUGCAUUGGGGUUGUUAUUGGCUUUGAUGGUCUUGAGCUCGCGAAGGCUGAAGCCAGGGAUGCCCGUGGUGGGUAGUUGCAGUCUUGCUAUAAGCGCUGCAUGUCACCCUCCUAAAUCAGAUGAAUCGGCUGCUGUCAAGCCACUACUUUGGGGCGCUGUAGCACACGAGGAGAAUGGGAAACCAGGUCAUUGUUGUUUGACCUCUUUUGAGGUGGAGAAGCCAAGGAAGGGAGCUUUAUAUGCUGGCUGCUAG